AUGAAUCCGGAAAGGGUCCCUUCCGGAUACUUGGACCCAUUGGAGCCCCCUGCGUUCCCAGCCACAUCGGCUCCUGCGGACUCUCAGCGCUCGGGGAGCACCAUCCACAGUGCGCCCUCGCUGCACAGCCGGCCCGAGGCGCCCUCCCGGCACUCCCCGCAGUCCAUUCAUUCUUUGAAGCCAGAGCAUGAAGAAUUUAGGGAGUCCCAGGAAACAGCAGAGGAGGAAGCCGCCAUGAAUCGGGCUAAGCAUCGCACCAAGGUUCCGGAAAAAUACACUGACAGCUGCAAGGCGUUUUUAUUCUCUCUCCAUGGAAUCCUGAAGAUUUUGAGGAUGGUACUUGUGGUGGGAGCGGUUGUUUGCUUCAUCAUCGGCCAGGCCCACCAAGCAUUCAUAGCAAUCACAGUUCAGGAAGUGUGCAUCGUCAUUUUCUUUAUUUUAGUAUAUCUGGUAACUCUUCAACACUUGCUCAUCUGUUUAAACUGGCCUUUACUUGAUGUUAUGAACAGUUUCAUUUCAACUGUAUUCCUUUUAGUGGUUGCCAUGAUGACAAUCCAAGAAAAGGGAAGGAGGCAUUUGUUCUAUGUUGGAGGGAACCUGUGUCUCAUAGCGGCCAUCCUGUGUUGCUUGGAUGCGUUGGGGGUCAUCAGGAGGAUGAGGCAGAUGAAAGAGCCUCAGACAAAGGCAAGCUCGGAGACCUUGCUCAAGACGAACUGA
This is a messenger RNA of Dipodomys spectabilis (banner-tailed kangaroo rat), 717 nucleotides long. Its product is annotated as chemokine-like factor. Gene Ontology annotation, cellular component: membrane. The transcript is spliced from 4 exons. NCBI's taxonomy places the organism in Eukaryota, Metazoa, Chordata, Mammalia, Rodentia, Heteromyidae. The record is from RefSeq and is a predicted model, not a curated record. The coding region runs from base 1 to 717 and encodes 238 amino acids.